Molecule: messenger RNA, 2007 nt
Organism: Penicillium subrubescens
Lineage: Eukaryota; Fungi; Ascomycota; Eurotiomycetes; Eurotiales; Aspergillaceae
Product: multicopper oxidase
Exons: 7
Coding region: 1-2007 (668 amino acids)
Molecular function (GO): oxidoreductase activity; copper ion binding
Source: RefSeq, a predicted model, not a curated record
AUGAUGCCUAGUCACGCUCUUUGUUGGGCGUUGUGCUCGCUACUGCUCCCCGGACUCACCGUUGGAAAACUUAUCCGCGAGGAGAUCACAUUAACAUGGGAUUUGGGAGCACCCAACGGUCAUGUCAGGGAGAUGAUCAAGAUGAACGGAGAUUUUCCCGGGCCAUCUUUUGUAUGGGAAGAGGAUGAUGAUAUUGAGGUCAUUGUUCACAAUAAAAUGCCAUUUAAUUCCAGCAUCCACUGGCAUGGGUUAAUGAUGCAAGGCACACCGUGGUCCGAUGGCGCGCCUGGGGCGACACAGCUCCCCAUUGAGCCUGAAGAGAUAUUCAUCUACCGAUUCAAAGCCAGUCCAAGUGGAACCCAUUGGUACCAUGCUCAUUCGCGAACGACACUAUUGGAUGGUCUAUACGGAGGCAUCUUUAUCAGGCCGAGUCAAGGCACUCCUGGGCCUUGGAGCCUGAUUUCCAAAGACAGAUCAGACAUUCAAGCAAUGGAAAAGGCCUCUAGUAAUCCGAAACAGGUGCUUGUAUCUGACUGGACGCAUUUUAAAUCCUGGAAUUAUAUGGAAGCUGAAGAAGCCUCAAAGUUUACAAUCUUCUGUGUGGAUAGCAUUUUGCUUAAUGGCAAGGGGAGUAUUUUUUGCCCUGGAGAAGAAUAUUUGGUCAACCACACCAGCACAUACAUGAAAUGGGCUCUGUAUCCGGGCCACGUCAAUGACAAAGGAUGUUUUCCGUUCAUGAAAUCUACCGAGGGUCCAUAUCUCAGCCAGGGAAGACCAGAAACAAUUCCUCUACACCUUCAAAAGGGUUGUGUCCCCGCCACUGGUGACCAGGAAGUGAUCCACGUCGACCCAAAGUCUAGAUGGGCAAGUUUGAACUUUAUCGGUGCCGCCACCUUCAAAACGACAAUAUUUACGAUAGACGAACAUCCCAUGUGGGUUUACGAGGUAGAUGGGCACCGCAUCGAACCGCAAAAGGUCGACACAGUCAAAAUGUACGCUGGCGAACGAUACUCAGUCAUGAUCCGACUGGACAAAGAGCCAAAAGACUACACGAUACGCGUAGCAGACAGUGGGUUGACUCAGAUCAUUUCAUCCUUUGCCACGCUUCGCUAUGCGGGGAGUACGGGCGCUCCUUCAACCAGCCGUGGAGUUAUCAACUAUGGAGGCCAAAAUACUACUGCGGUCGUGACGCUCGAUCGCGAUCAUUUGCCGCCUUUCCCACCACUGAAGCCAGCGGCAAGGUCGGAUGAGCACUAUGUUCUCCACACACACCGGUGGCUCAGCGCAUGGCAGUAUACCCUCAGCGGAGGAGGUAUGUGGCAAGAAGAUCGCAGUGCAUACACACCAUUACUUUACGAUAUCAAUCAGCCAGAUGCCCAAGACGAAAACCUUAUCAUUCGCACACGGAAUGGGUCUUGGGUUGAUCUCAUCAUCCAGGUUGGAUCGCAGCCGGGUCAGCCUCAGGAAUUCCCACACAUGAUGCACAAGCACACAGGCAAAAUGUGGCAAGUUGGAGCAGGCGAGGGUAUCUGGAACUACACGGAUGUUGACGAAGCGAUGGCUGCCGAGCCACAUCGGUUCAAUCUCGAGAACCCCAACUACCGUGACACAUUUAUCACUUCAUUUGAUGGGCCUUCCUGGAUGGUGCUGAGGUACCACUCUAUCAAUCCUGGUCCGUGGCUUUUCCACUGCCACAUCGAAACUCACCUGGCGGGUGGCAUGGCAAUUGCUCUGUUAGAUGGUGUCGAUGCAUGGCCGGAGAUUCCCCCCGAAUAUGCACCCAAUCAAAAGGGUCUUGUGCCUGGACAGCCCGUCCCACGACCGGGGAUUUAUCUGCCAUUACCAGAGAAAAGGCCGGACCACGAUCUUUUAUUCGCGGAGGAUAUUGUGCAGGAAGCGGCGGAGAUGGAUAUGGUUGAGUCGUAUCGAUAUUCGAAAGCUUGGAAUUCGGUGUUGAAGAAGAUGAUUGGAUUCCUUGAGACGAUCAAGUCCACUCCGGAGUCAUAA